AUGACUCAAGACACAGAAACAAGACCUUUAGACAUUCUCAUUGUUGGAGCAGGCAUUGGUGGUUUAACCGCUGCGCUUGGUCUCCGCCAACAGGGGCAUAAAGUAACAGAAUUUGAAUGGCAAGCUGAGACUUCGCAGGUCACUGAGUACACAGGGGAUGGACACCUGAAAUUUGAUAACAACCUCAAAGGACCACUCUCAGUUUGGGAGCACCCAUGGGUACUUGCGCAUCGUGUCAGUCUCCAUGAGAACCUCAAGAACCAAGCGACUUCCCGCGAGGGCCCCGGAACGCCAGCUAUUCUCAAGACCUCUAGCCCAGUAGUCGAUGUCGACCCUUCAACGGCAACUGUCAAGUUUGAAGAUGGCACUACAGCUUCUGGAGAUUUGGUUCUUGGAGCCGAUGGCGUUAGCUCAAUAACGCGAUCAAUCGUUACCGGCUCAGAUAUCAAACCUUAUGGAUCUGGGAAGAGCGCGUUCCGAUUUAUGAUUCCUCAUUCGGAUAUCCUCAAGAAUGAAAAAACUAGGCCUUUCGCCGAACGCAUAGGCACAAUGACGAUGUGGAUGGGCGAUGACCGCAGACUAGUCAUGUAUCCUUGCUCCAACAAUACGGUUAUGAACUUUGUUGCCAUUCAUCCCAGCAGUAUCACUUCAGGAGCAAACAAAGGAUCAGGUUGGGGUAAUGGUGGAAGCAAGGAGCUCCUUCGCGAAGUUUACAAGGAUUUUGAGCCAAGAGUGCUUGCUCUUCUGGACCUGGUGGAUGUCAGCGAGCUGAAGCUCUGGACCUUGUUGGAUAUGGAUCGUAUUUCAACGUGGCAUAAGGAUCGUCUUGUGCUUCUUGGAGACGCGGCUCAUCCAUUCUUGCCUCAUCAAGGACAAGGUGGUGGUAUCGCCAUCGAGGAUGCAGCAUCACUAGUUGCACUAUUCCCCCUCGGCACAACAGCCAACGACGUUCCCAGCCGUUUGGCUCUGUAUGAGAAGAUCAGAGAUGAGAGAGCUCACACAGUUCAAACUUUCACCAGACAAGCUGGGGAGGAUCUUAACGAGGAGAAGCGGGCCCAGUUCAACAUCUUCAAAUUUCUCAACUACAACUUCGGUCAUGACGAGUGGCACAACACCGAGAAGGCUCUCAGAGAUUAUCUCUGGUCUCAAAAUAAGAACCUGCACUGGAAGUCACCUGUGUCAUUCGGCCCCAUGCCCAGUCCUCGACAAGAUUUCCACGGACAACGAUAUAACGGCAAUGACUCUUCGUUCACUACCUGGUCGGUCCGUUUCAAGUCUUCGGCUCCUUACCUGAAGACUCUCUUCCCCACAGACCGGUUCAGCUUCUACAAGCCCGGUACCGUCGCUGAAGCUACAUAUUCCUGCACAGAGUUGAAGGAUAUGAAGUGGCUUGGCGGUGGCGGUUACAAGUUCUUCGGUCUUUGGAUCCAUGGUGUUCAGUAUGAGAAGAAGGACGGUAGCAAAAUCUAUGGGUCUUUCCUAGCUGUUCUACUAGAGAACUUGGCUGAUCCUAUCGUCACGGGUCGUGAGGAGCUUGGUAUGCCUAAGCUCUUCUGUGAUAUUGAUGUUGUGGAGAAGGGAGCCAACACUAGCAUUCGCUGUAGUUGGCGAGGAGCCGAGUUCGUCGAUAUCACACUCAAGGGUCUAGGAGAGGCCACCAACGGACAUACAAAUGGUGUCAACGGAACAAACGGCCAUCACCCUCCUGCUGGUCCUCCUGGUGCUCCUCCUCUGCCAGAAGAACAAGGACUUUUGCUAUACCGAUAUGUGCCUGCAGUAGGCCAGCCUGGUGUUGCCGAUGCCGCGUAUCCUGUCUUCAUCGAGGAUGGGUUGGAGGCGACGAAGCGACACGUUGAGAAGACGUUGGUUGGAAGUGGGAGUGACCUGGAUCUUACAGCUGGUACAUGGGAUACUUUACCUACGUUGAACCAUAUCGCGACUGGGUUCUCUCAGAUUCCUGUUUAUGGUGUUGUUAAGAGUAAGGUCGAGUAUGGAAGAGGUGUGGAUGAUAUUUCUCAUGCUCGAAGGGUUGACUAG
Messenger RNA from Fusarium oxysporum Fo47, 2037 nucleotides. RefSeq lists its product as uncharacterized. NCBI's taxonomy places the organism in Eukaryota, Fungi, Ascomycota, Sordariomycetes, Hypocreales, Nectriaceae. The transcript has 8 exons. Bases 1 to 2037 code for a protein of 678 amino acids. The record is from RefSeq and is a predicted model, not a curated record. Gene Ontology annotation, molecular function: lyase activity; monooxygenase activity; FAD binding.